This is a messenger RNA of Cucumis melo (muskmelon), 1877 nucleotides long. RefSeq names its product nuclear transport factor 2. The record is from RefSeq and is a predicted model, not a curated record. The transcript has 9 exons. Gene Ontology annotation, cellular component: cytosol; ribonucleoprotein complex. Gene Ontology annotation, molecular function: mRNA binding. Bases 169 to 1587 code for a protein of 472 amino acids. Lineage: Eukaryota; Viridiplantae; Streptophyta; Magnoliopsida; Cucurbitales; Cucurbitaceae.
AGGGAAGGGGGAUUGUAUUUGUAUAUUUGGAUUACCCAUUUAUUUCCUUCAAAAACCCUAAUUCUAUAAAGCCGCUCAGAAUCUUUGCUCUCUGUUUCGUAUUCUCUCUACUUGUUUUCUUAGCGCUCAGAUCUCUCUCCAAAGCUCGAUUCUCUGCCCUUCAAGCAGAUGGCGGCAACACAGGAAGCCAGUUCUUCCCCUACUCCCAGUGCUCAAGUUGUUGGGAAUGCGUUUGUUGGGCAGUACUAUCACAUCCUUCAUCAUUCUCCCCAAUUGGUGCAUCGGUUCUAUCAGGAUACAAGUUUGCUAAGCCGCCCGGAUAGUAAUGGAGUGAUGACAACAGUGACAAGCAUGCAGGCAAUAAAUGACAAGAUCAUAUCCUUGAAUUAUGGAGAUUAUACAGCAGAAAUAAUAACUGCUGAUGCUCAGGACUCUCAUGAGAAAGGAGUGAUUGUCUUGGUUACGGGAUGCCUAACUGGGAAGGACAACUUGAGAAGAAAAUUUUCCCAAACAUUUUUUCUUGCUCCGCAGGACAAAGGCUAUUAUGUCUUAAAUGAUGUGUUAAGAUAUGUUGAAGAGACUGAAUCUAUUCGAAGCAACUCUUCUUCAGGUGAUGCCAUCAAAGACAAUACCGUAACGGUGACAUCAACCCCAGAACCUGAACCAUCUCAUGUUCCUAACCAUCUCACUGUGGAACCUCCAACGGCACUGGAAGAGGAAGAUAUGAACAAUGUUCCUGAAGUGUGUGAUCCUUCCAGUAAUGAUGAAGGAUCGGUGAUUGAAGAGGAGGUGGUUGUUGAAGUUCCACAUCCAAGCGAGCAUGAAGUGGUUGUGACAGCAGUAGAUGCAGCCCCUGUUGCUCAAGAAGAUGCUCCAAAGAAGUCGUAUGCAUCAAUUGUUAAGGUGCCAAAGACAGUAUCUGGCCCUGUUUAUGUCCCAACUACUACUGUAAGAGCACCACCACCUGCAAAUCCUGACCAUCAGUCAAUUGGCCUGGUUAAACCUGCCCCAGUUCCCGAUGUUUCUGCAGCAAAUGGUGACAAUCUUCCUGAAAGUAGUAACCUUCAUGAGGAAGCCGAAGGUCACUCCAUAUACGUAAGGAACUUGCCAUUUGACGCCACAGUUGACCAACUUGAGGAAGAGUUCAAGAAAUUUGGACCAAUUAAGCGUGAUGGUAUCCAAGUUAGGAGUAAUAAGCAAGGAUUCUGUUUUGGAUUUGUUGAGUUUGAGCAAUUGAGCUCUGUGCAUGGUGCACUUGAGGCUUCACCGGUAACAAUUGGUGAUCGUCAAGCUGUUGUCGAGGAGAAGAAGACUACUACUCGAGUUAGCGGAAGUGGCAGAGGGAGAUUCUCUACCGGAAGAGGAGGUGGUUUCCGCAACGACAGUUUCAGGGCAAGAGGAAAUUAUGGUGGUGGGAGAGGUGGCUACGGUAGAAAUGAAUUCAGAAACCAGGGAGAGUUCUCCGGACGACCUCGGGGUUCAACUGGACGCAAUGGGGAAGGAGGCUAUCAGCGAGCUAACCAAAACGGAGGUGGAAGGGGAGGAGGUCGUCAGGGUGGAGCAAACCGCACUGCCGUUUCUGGCUGAACAGUUGAAAAGGAAGAAGAGAUACGUUGACAAUUUUUUUGACAGUAAAAUUGAGAAUGAGCUCUACCACCUCCUUUUUCUUUUUUCUUCUCUCUCUCUCUUUUUGUUAAUUUUUGGAAUUUUAGCCACUUUUGAAUGUGGGCUGUUUGGGGUUUGGUUGGGGAAAUGGUAGGAUAAUUAAAAAUGCGGUAGAAGAAACUGAAGGUACAUUCCCUUCACCAAUUAUUAGUCAUUUUUACAUUUUUAUGUGAGAAAAGAUAGCUUUUGAUUUAUAUAUAUUUUUUUUUUUA